GUGGAAGCGCAACAAGUGUUUUGUGUUUAAUCAUUAUAAAUAUACACGUGUAAUUUUUAAACUUUUUAGUGAUAUUACUUUAAAACGUUUAUAAACCUGUGGCCACUUUAAGAACACAUUAAUGUUUGGGUCGUGUAAAUCUGGUUGGAAAAAUAAUCUGAAAGUUGUGAUUUCCCGAGCUUGGUACUGCUACCCGUUGAAGCUUUGACCGUUUUUGAGGAAUGAAUAUCAUGAAGAAAAAACCCGAAUUGUUAAAGAAAACAGGUAAAUCUAGCCAAACCCUUAGAAAAUUUCUAAAUAAUUUAAAAGAAAAUGACCUACACUAUGAAAAUAAACAAAUAACCCAAUGUGUAUUCUUGGGUGUUUUGAGACUAAAACCAGUACCUUCAAUUUUCUCCAACAAUGUGCCUUCAGUUAGUACGACCGUUGAAAUUAAUAAAUCUAAAAGAAUUAAAAAUAUUAAGAGUAAUAAAGAACUAAAUAAGAAUGCAUCCAAGAAAAAUAAUAUUAACAAGGUGCUCAGCGGAAAGAUUAGUAAGAAAAGUCCAGACAAAGUUAAAGCGGAUGUUAAAAAAGUGCCUAUUAAGAAAUCAAGUAUUAAGAUUAAAUUGAACCCUAAGAAAAAAAUUCAUGAAGUAGAACCUUCAAUGUCUAAUGGAAAUCAAGAAACGCCUUCUUCAGAUACAUCUAAUACAGAAAGUCCAGAUUCUAUAAUUGCAAGAUCUACAUUAACAAUAAGUCCGAUUGUGAGUCCAACAAAAUUCAAUCCCGUCCAAAAUCUGUUUGACAAAUUAAAACAGCGGAGAGAAGAAAGUCAGAACGAAGCAGGGCCCUCAAAAAUUGCGGCACUGUCUAAUAAGACAAAAGAAGUAUCAAAAUCUCCAACCAUUAGGUACAAAGUUUGCAAAAUAAAUGCAAAUGGGCAUAGCAGUCCAAAUAUCAACAGCUGUAAAAAACUAAAAAAGUCUUUAUAUAAAAAAUCUCAUGAACGAUUAUCAUUACCCUUAAUAUCAACUAGUCCAAUCACCGUGUCUGAUACUGAAUCCAUUGAUAAAAAAGAUAAAGAUGACGUUAUUUUACUUGAUGAAAAUAAUUCAAGUAACGGUGAUUCUAGUGAUAACGGUAUAGUGGAAGAUAUAAUUAUCAUAAAUGAUGAUCCGAGACCAAAAAACGAAGAAGUAAUUAAUCAAGAAAUUAUUGACAAGCGGAUUCAAAUACGCAAUAGUACUUCAACUUUAUUAAACAUAAAUGCAGAACAGCUUGUCGGCACUACCCAGUGCAAAGAAGUUAUUGUUAUUGCUGAUGAACCAAAACAAAUAGAUAAAUUAGAAAAUAAUAAUAUUACGCCCCUUCAAAAAAGUAAAGAGAACCACCACAUCACAAAUAAGAGUGACGUCAUUGUUAUUGACGAAGUGAGAGAAGUGCGAGUUUCUCCGAGGCUUAAAAAAAUAGAAGAAAAGGCUAAAGAAACUACCGGAAACAUUGAACAAGCAUUUGUGGAUGAGGUGGUAAUUAUAACAGAUGAUAAGAACGUUUCAAACGCAGAGCCGGAAAUUCUACAAAAAGACUCUGUAGAUAUAUCUAAAACACAAGAACUGAACAGUGCCGUAGAUAGUCGGCAAAAUGAAAACAAAAAGCAAAAGACGUCCCCAAAACUGUCAAAAAUAGUUGCUGCAAAUGACAAACUGCCUGCUGCUAUUAAAAAAGAAUUAAUUGAAGAAGCUGUGGUUGUGAACGAGAAACCGAAAAGAAGAAAAAAUACAAUGAGAUCACCUACACUCCUUCCACCAUUGUUGUUGAACGCUCCUAUGUUACUUAGAUCAGAGUUGGCCCCAAAAAAACCAAAUUAUGUGAAUGAAAAGCCCAGGGUUAGAAAAUCCAGAAGCAAAAUAAAGGAUUCUUCAAAUUCAAAACCUGUUAUGGGACCAGUGAAGAAUACUAGCAAAGUUGAAUCAAUAAAACUUAACAAAAAUGCGAAAACUCUACAGUUAGAAAAAGAAACAUCAAGAUCGGAUCAAGGAUACCUCAGUCUUAGUAAAGUACCUUUAACCAUGUCCGUCAGCUGUGAAUGUGAAAAGCAAUCAGAUGAAAUAAUUUGCAUUGAUGACUCAUCGAAAAAUAAAAGUUCCAAUGGUAGAGCGAUGUUAAAAAAAUUGAAUGUACAUGAACAUAAUGCAAAUAACAUUGAAGUUGAAAGAGUACAAGUAUCUUCCCAUCCGCAGGAACUUGGGCAAAAAGAAAGUCCCAAAAGUUCGUGCUCAAAACUACAAGAACAUGAAAGUGUAAAAGAUGAUAUUAUCAUUCUUAAUGAUGAAGAAUGUGAAUUGAAGACUAAACCCAAGGAAAUUAAAAAACAGAGAAUAAAAAUUUUUAAUAAAAAAUCUGUGUCAGAAGUAACUGCCCAUAAAGACGAAGAUGAUGUUAUUGUAAAAGAAGAAAAUAAUCCCAAAGAAAAGAUUUCUCCAAGAUUGUUAAGAUCUGACUUGUUAAAACAAAAAACAUUGUUAGAAGCAACAAAUAUUCAUUCACCAAAUACGGAAAAAGUAGAAUCGGAAGUAAACGAGUUCAUUAAUUUAACAGAAGAACCUGAAUCAAAUAAAUAUAUUUCUCCAAGAACACUUAGGUCGAAUUUUAUUAAAAAAGAUACGAGUCGGAAUUCUUUAAUGGAUAAUAUUAUUGUAAUAAAAGAUGAAGAAUUUUCAACGAAAAGCGAUGAGAUGCUCCAAAAGCUAUCAGAAGCUGAUAAAUCACAACAAAAAAAUAAGAGAAAAUCAAUACAAAAGACUAAACAAGUCGAUUUGGAUGAAAUAAUAAUUGUGAACGAUAGAACAGUAAAGAAACAAGAGAAAUAUAGUGGCAGACUAUUACGGUCUGAUUUGUCUCAAUUAAAUGCUAAAAAAAGCAUUCCAAUAAAGACAGAAUUAGAAGAAGUCGUUUUGAUUCAUGAUGAACCGAAACAGAAGGAAAAAUCUGCAUUCUUAUCAUUGAAACCAAGGUCCAAUGAACUAUCAUGUGGGUCAGAAAACGUUCUUGUUCCGGAAGAACAAAAAAGUGAAAUAAAGGGAAAAACUCUUAGGUCUUCGCGAUUGGAUAGAGUUCAGAAAUAUAAUACAGAAGUAACAUCACCCAAACCCAAAACCAAGAACUCUAGAAUUGUGAAAGUGGAAAAUAAUUCUUUACCAAACUCAUCUGUGGAUCAACAAUUUAAUGUAGAUAAUUUACACGAAAAUUCACCAAGAAAUUUUGAACAACCGUUGAUGGAAGUGAUAGUUGUAAAAGUAAAGAAAGAAACGUCAUCUCAUAGAUUGCUAAGGUCUGAAACUGCUCGAAGGGGAUUGUCUGAAAAUAUUAAUGUCAGUAAUGCAAAUAUUGAUAACAUGAUUUCUGCCCCAAGAUUGUUACGUUCAGAACUAUGUACACAGAGAAACUCCCAAAAUGUAACCAAAGAACAAUGCCUCAGUCCAAAAACCACAAGGAAAAGAAGAUCUCCACAAAAUAGUCCACAAUCUAAUGAAAGUAAUACUUCUUCACAAAACGAGCCAAGUAAAGUAGUGGUUAUUCAAAAUGAGUUAAUUGAAAACCAACCUUUUGCUCCGGAAGAUGCAGAAAUGCAAAAACAAUCUGAAUUACCUGUUCCUGAAAAUAGCCCUAAACUUCUUGGUAAAAAACCAGAAAUGGCAAGUGAUAUACAAGAUACAGAAAUGCAAAAACAAUCUGAUUCGUCCAUUUCUAAAAAGAGUCCAAAACGCCUUUCUAAACAAUCAAAAAUUCUUGCACGAUCCAAAAAAGUAGUGGUAUCAAAAAAGAAAAAAAUAUUUCAUAACAGAAAAUUAGUACCCAAAACACCCAUGUUGUUGAGAUCAGAACUGGCCCAUUUGAAAAAUGUAGUAAGUGAUAUUCAAUCAAAUGAAAAGAAGAUAACCAAAAAAAAGACAAAAUCUAAAUUGGAUAAUGUUCCUAAUAAUAACCAAUUACUAGACAAUUCAAAUUCCUCUUUUGAAUUACAAAGUAAUGAGAAAAAUGAAAAGAAAUUAAAAACGAGACUUUCCCAAACUAGGAGUAGCAAUAAGAACAUUUCAAAACCUGAAAAACAUGUAGAGAUGAUCGAUUCUAAGAAAAGUGCAAAGAUAGAUGCAAAUCGUGAAGAAAAUAUUUGUGAGAUUUUGGAAACACAAACAAUUUGUCAAAACGAAAUUGUGCCUACAGAAGUACCAAUGUUAUUGCAACAAGAAUAUUCAAGUAAUAGUCCUACAAGAAAGAACAAGAGUAAUAAAAUAUUAAACAUAGAUACUGUACAGUCUUCCACAGAAGUUGAUGUAGUUACCACAGAGAGUCCUAAGAGGAAAUCUCCGAGUACAAGAAAAAAAAACAAGAGGAAACGGAUAACGAAGCCUGAACAAGAACAAAUAACUUCAAAGGAAAUUUUAGACAGUCAACCAGUGCAGUUUCAAGAUGUUCAAGAAGAAAAUGAAAUAUGUGAUAUUUCUAAAAAAGCUGACAUUACGGUUUUUGAUUUUGAUGAAUCAGAACCAGAAGUAGUCCCAUUAAGGUCAAACAACACUCCAAAAAAAGAAAAAUCCAUUUCAUUCACCAGUAAAGACUCUACGAGGUCAAACCCUCCAGAAGAAAAUGUUACUCCCAAAUCAAAGAAAGAGAAACCCACAGUACAGCAAGGAGCAACCCCUUCAGAAGUAAAUGUUACGCCAAAAUCAAAAAAGCAAAGAAUCGCAGAUGAACCAAUAGCCAAAGCACAAGCCAAAGUACAAUUACUUGCUGUGUUCGAUGAAAAUCCGACACAGACAAAGGAUUUAGAUACACCCGCAAACCCUGAUAAGAACAAAACCAAAUCAACUUCCAAGAAGAAAGUUGUCAAAAACCAACUUGUACAGGAACCUUGUCCGCAAAACGUAAACGUUAAAAGGAGAAGUAAACCGAAAACGUCACCCAACAAAACUAAUACACCUCAAACAAAACAGAGUCAAGAUACGUCUGGUAACACAGUGAGAACAAGCACCUCACCGUUGAAACAAACCACGAUUACGGACAUGUUCAACGUAAUGAUGAAAAAAGAGAAGUCUUCAGCGGAUUCGAUUUUUGAACCUUCUCCCAAAGAACCGACAGCGAAGCCACGAGAAGAAAACAGUAACGUAAAAACUAACAUGCCGCCACCGAAACUCGAUAAGAAGCCUCCCUCGAACAACGAUGUAGAAGAAUAUUAUGAAGACGACAGCGACUGUGACAGUCGGAUGGAGUGGAUCCCCGAGGAGUACGCGGAGUACAAAUUCAAAUAUUCGGCCAAGAAGAUGAUGACGUACAAGCCCAUUCACAAGUGUAAAAUAUGUCUGCUGAUCCUGCCCACUUAUUACAAGCUGAGCAAACAUAAGGAGGAGCACGCCAAGAAGCAGAAUCCGUACAACUGUAAGCAGUGCGAGCGGUCAUUCUCCAACGUCGAGGAUCUGACGGCACAUCUCAGAGUUCACAAAGGUAAACAUCCGUACACUUGUAAAAAAUGCGAUGUAGGGUUCUGGUCAAAGAAAGCUCUAGACGCUCACACACCUAUUCACGUACUGAGAAAGGUGAAGCAACCGAACAAACGUUUCCGGUGCGACGUUUGUGCAAAGGAGUUCAGUAAACUCUGCGACAUGGAAAGGCACACCAGGGUCCACACGGGCGAGAAGCCUUGCAUAUGCAACAUUUGCAACAAGCGCUUCCAGCAGUCUCACAAUCUCAGUAAGCACCUACUUACCCACUUGCACGUAAAACCGUUCCACUGCGAGAUUUGCAACAAGCAGUUCGGACGGAACGACGUGCUGAACAGACACCUCUUAACUCAUUCUGUCGAUAAACCGAUCAAGUGUCCUCUUUGCUCGAAGGGCUUCAUCAGGCAAAGUCAACUCAAUAAUCACAUGAAAAAGAACCAUCUAGAUGCCGCUAAAAUCGGUGUAACCGCCGAGUUUAAAGUCGCUGAAGCAAAAUAAUUUGCGUUCCGUAAAGUGGUGGACUAAUUUUCCUGAAAUUUUGACGUGCUAAUAUCUUAUACAGUUUUUUUAUGUACAAAAUAUUCUCCAAGAUUUAUUUAUUUCAUAUUCUCAGAAUAGUUAGGCGCUUGGUAUUUUUUUAUAAAAAAUAUAUUUAGUGUUAUUCCUUUUGUAAAGGAAAAUUGAGUUUUAUUUGAAGUACUGGGUGACGCAAAAUCUUAUUGGGGCUAAUAAUCACUGAAAUAAAGUUUCGAACGUAACUUGGUAAAAUAACUAUAAAAUUUACUUAUUUCGUAAAUAGUACGUUAUUGUUGCCAUAUAUUUUAGUAAAACCUCAAUAGUAAGUUUAUUUAUUUAAAAAAAA
Messenger RNA from Anoplophora glabripennis (Asian longhorned beetle), 6342 nucleotides. RefSeq lists its product as uncharacterized. Lineage: Eukaryota; Metazoa; Arthropoda; Insecta; Coleoptera; Cerambycidae. The coding region runs from base 231 to 5978 and encodes 1915 amino acids. The record is from RefSeq and is a predicted model, not a curated record. The transcript has 2 exons.